AUGUUUACAACAACCGUGUGGAUCCCAGUUUUCAGAACCAUCCUGCCAACUACAUUAGAGUCUGGUCCUAGGGCAUCAGUUCUGCCAAUGUGGAAUGGUCUAAUGAAGCAGGAUGUCCUGCGGCUACAUCGUACGACAAAUGUGGAAUGGUCUAAUGAUGCAGGAUGUCCUGCAGCUACAACAUGUGAACUAAGAGGACAAGAUGCCCUCUUUGUUGGUGACUUUUUGAUGCAAGUAGCUAAAGACGUUGUUCCCAUAGAACGACGCCCUCCCCAAUCAAGUUCGUCAAAUUCUGAUUUUUGCUUUCGCAACAACCCCAUCAAUCUUGAGUCUCCAGCGGCAGACGAGCUUUUCCUCAAUGGAAAGAUCGUCCCCAUUGAAAUCAAGAAUAUCGUUUCUCCCUCAGAACAUGCACUAGAACAACCUCUAAGUCCACCACCACAACCGUUUCUUGAUGCUACUACCAUAAUUAGUAAAGAUUCAAGGCGUGAUCAGGGCUCGAAGGAAAAGAAAAAUAUUCCACCUCUAGGUGCAUUUCUUGAUGCUGAUGAUGACAUUGAUGAAGAUAUUAGCGAGGGUUCAAAUCAUGGGAUGAUCAAGACAGCAAAAAUUGAACCGGCGGACGGCCACGAGAAACCAAACUUGAUACCAUCUUCACGUUUCAAGAGGAGCAGUAGCUCGAGGUGUGCUAGCAUGUAUGGGGGGAGAGCAUGCCCUUUUCCAUUACUUUUUUGUCGAAGCAAUUCUGAUGUGUCUGAACCAAAUGUCAAGCGAAUGCCACUGUCAAAAAGGUUGUCAGGAUCAUAA
Molecule: messenger RNA, 807 nt
Organism: Dovyalis caffra
Lineage: Eukaryota; Viridiplantae; Streptophyta; Magnoliopsida; Malpighiales; Salicaceae
Source: the annotation of a GenBank genome assembly